Messenger RNA from Spinacia oleracea (spinach), 3377 nucleotides. RefSeq names its product F-box protein SKIP14. The transcript is spliced from 2 exons. The record is from RefSeq and is a predicted model, not a curated record. Gene Ontology annotation, cellular component: cytoplasm. Lineage: Eukaryota; Viridiplantae; Streptophyta; Magnoliopsida; Caryophyllales; Amaranthaceae. The coding region runs from base 832 to 2262 and encodes 476 amino acids. Gene Ontology annotation, molecular function: protein binding.
AUUAGCCAAAUUGAAAAUAAAUUCCCCAUUUUCUCUCUCCUCCAACAAAACUCUUGUUUUCACCAAUCCCCCACAUCUCCUUCCUCCUCCUUCUCUCUCCUCUUCAACCCUCGGAUUUCCCCCCUUUUUUUCCACUCUUUCCUUCUCCGGAUUUGUAUUGCAAUUAUCCUUCCACUAUUUCUGUCUUUUUUAGUGAAAAUUUUAAUUCAAUUUGUAGGGUUUUAAAUUAAUCGGUGGUGGUAUUUUUUUUGGUGUUAGGUGGGGGCUGGCUCAUUGUAAUUUUCCGAUUUAAUUUGAUUCCGAUUCGGAAAAUUAUUUGAAGUUUUCUAAGUAGUAAUUAGUACUAAUGAUUUCGUAAAUUCAUUGCUAACCCUAGUUUUAAUCAAUCAAUCAAUUAAUCAGUUAGGUUUUGGGAUUAAUAUUAUCCCCAAUUUUAUUCAAUAACAACAAAAAAAAGGUAAAAAAAUUGCUUGUUUGUUUUUCUUUCAAUUGUAUAGAAGAAGUUUAAUCUUGGUGUUUUAGGGUUAAUACUGUUUAAUAAUUCUAUGUAUAGCGAGUUGUCUAUGCAAGAAACUCCGUGAUAUUUUUGGUGCAGUUUUUUUUGUUUGCUAUCUGAAAAUUGAGGGUUUACUUGUUCAAGUUUUUUCCCACUAAUUAGGGUUUCCUUAUUCAAUAGUAUCAUCAUUGCGUUUUCUGCUGUUUUUGUUUCAUUUCGUCGUUUUUUCAUCAAAAUCAUGUAAAAAAAAGAAAACAGAAGAGAAAUCUAGGGUUUUUCCGUUCAAGGGUUGAUUGUUGGAGGAGAGAGUUUGUUGAUUUGUGGUUAUUUUGGGGAUGACUUUGAAUUUUUCGCACCGGAUCUUUCCGGUCCAUCUUCCUGAAGAGAAUAUGGUUCAGGGUGGUUCACAAGAUAGGGACAUUCGUGAAUUGUUGCCUGCUGAUCCUUUUGGGAUGGAUAUUAGCUCCACAGUAACCGCCAUCACUGGGUGGCUUGAGGAUCUAGGAGCUGAUUAUGGUGCUUAUGAAGGUGCCGAAGUUGAUUGUAAAGGGGAUUACCCUCUUUUCGCUGGAUGGAAUUUCUGGUGGAAUAACACGCCUAUGGAAUUCCAGAAAUUUCCAGAAAAUAAAAAGUAUGAUGAUAGGAUACUGAAUGAUGCCUGGGAUAAUAGUUAUUUCCCUUCAGAGGAAUUUCGGCUUCCUACCUUUGGUUCUGCAGAUAAUGAUAGCAUUGACAAGAUUGAUAGUCAUUGUAUGAUUACUGAAGAUGAUGGGUAUCUUCAAGAGGUAGGAUUUGGGCAUAUGGUGAAUGAUGGAGGUGUCUGUUUCAAUGGUGAUGAGUUUGAUACUGGUAAUGAUAUCUUCAACAGGGAUGAUGAUGUGUGCGGUAUGAGUAUCGAUAUGGCUGCUGAUACUGAAGAUAUGUCGGAGCCUCCUCACCCAGCUUUGACCUAUGCUCUUCACUAUUUGGGUGUGCGUGAUUUGCUUUCUGUUGAAAGAGUUUGCAAGUCAUUGUGCUACACAGUUCGAAAUGAUCCGCUUUAUUGGAGAAGUAUUCAUAUUGAUAAUCCGCUUAAUACACGGUUAACUGAUGAAGUUCUUCUUCGAUUAACCGAAAGGGCUCAAGGUAGCCUGCAGUGCUUGAGCCUAGUGGAUUGCCAACGGGUGACAGAUGAUGGUUUAAAGCGUGUCCUCGGUAGCAAUCUGAGGUUGACCAGGCUGAGUGUUCCAAAAUGUAUAAAACUAAGUGUUGAUGGUGUGGUGAAUUGCUUGAGGGCUUUCAAAACGGUGGCUGUCAAUGGGAUAAAAUAUCUCCGAAUUGGUGGGCGCUAUGAUGUGACCCAAGAGCAAUUUGAAGAGCUGGUGACAUUAUUGGACAUUCGUAAUGAAGUACAAAAUAAUUGUCACAAGCCGCUCUUCUAUCAGAUAGGUAACAUAUAUAUUUCUAUUAAAGAUGAUCGUCCAAUUGACAUAGAAAUGUGUCCAAGGUGCCAACUUUUUAGGCUGGUCUAUGAUUGCCCUGCUGAAGGCUGUCAAGGCAAAGAUCACUCUACCGAGUUGUGCAGGGCUUGCAUUAUCUGUAUAGCACGGUGUGUAAUUUGUGGGAAGUGUGUUAAUGAUCGUGUGUAUGAGGAGAGCUUUUCUCUCGAGUCACAUUGCUCUGAUUGUUGGGAGAAUGAUCGUGGGCAUCAAGAGAGGCAAGAUGUGGGUAUCAGCCUUCUUAAGCGUGACAUUUCUCAGAAUCCAGUUAUUUCUUUGAAUGGCUAGGGAUGUAGCGGGCGGGCGUGCGUGCGUAGCUCGGUGUAUGUGCUGUUGGCUUUUUGCUUGGAGUUUUAUGACCAAAAGCUGACAAUUUUUGAUGUAGUAUAUAUUAAUAGGGAAACAUUAGCUGUAUAGAGUUGGUUCUCCCUCAUCAUACGGUUGCCGUUGUUCGCCUUCAACCCUUCUUUCUAAAUGGGGGCAUUUAGUAGGAUCCCAUUCUCAACUGUCAGCAGGAAUGUAGAGGGAGGAUCCCUGUUGUCUGUAUGUUAUGUUAACUGGUAAAGAAGAUAUCUGGAAGAACACUACUGUUGGAGUUUUUCUGGAGUUAGGGAGCUGUUGUUGUGUGCUUGUACUCUUCUAUAUGAAGUAAAAAAAAAAUGAAAAAUAAAUUUGCUGACAUGUCAGGUAUCUUGUUCGUGUUACACCUGGUGAGUGAUGGAUUGAUUUGCUUUCCUGUUGCUGCGGAAAGUACAACAUCUGGUUGGCUUAGUAGCAGAUACGAUCUCACCACACAGGGCUAUAGAUGGAGGGAUUGAUUGACUCUCCCUUUGUAGUAACUUAGUUUUGACCUCACUCGGUUGGGUUUCUGUUCAACCGGAACACUCGCUUUGAGAAUCUGAGAUAGAGGGUCAAAUGACAUCUCGGUAUUGUUACUAGUAGAGUAGCAGUACUCUGGUUGUGAUCUUUGAAUUGAAGUUUACGUAAGAGCAUUCAGUUGCGUUUCCACAUGGUGGUGAAGCUCAAUCAAGCUGUUUGUUGACGUGAUGAAGUGUUGCCUGGAGAGCACUGUCGGGAUUGUCUGUCUUCGCGUGCAUCAGGUACUCCUAUCGGAUAUUGUUUCUGUAAUAGUAUACUAAAACUCUGAAGAUUUACAUAUGUUGUGGUCGCUUAAAACUUUGUUUAGUUCUGCCCGAGGACAGGAACCCACGCAAACUUGCUCGGUCUUUUUCUCUUGGCCCGGUGGUGUGGGUUCAAAAUCCCGGUGUCUGAUCAGUUAUCGUUUGUGUAUUGGUCUUGUAUCUGACUAGUUUUAUUUCCCUUGUUAGUUUGCCGGGAAAACAUUGAUCACUUGGUUGUUUAUCAGAAUAAAUUUUACAAUACUUGAGGUUUUCUUUUUCCAA